CCACUUUGGCCAAUCAAGUCUAAUGUCACAUGACUUUGUUUACAUUUGUUUUCAUUGUAUUAAACUUUUUCUACAGUUUACAACAAAAUAGUGAAAAUAAGAUUAUUAAUAAUAUUAUCUGGAUAAUCUAUAUCAGGGAGAAUGGAUAGGGAUUAUAAAACGGUCGUGCAAGGUGAAGCAUCAGAAUCUGAAGAUGAUUCAGAAGAAGCUAAGUUGGAACAGAAUGAACCUAAUGCCAUUGUGAUUGAAGGGGAAGCUUCAGAAUCUGAUGAAGAAGAACUUGACACAAGUCUGCAAAGUCCCAAUAGAGAAUUACCUCCCCUUAAACUGGAGCACUCUGUGUCAUUUGAUUCUAAUGAUGACAUUUCCAAUGUACCAACACUGUCAUUAAAACAAGCAGGAAAGCCCAAGUUUGAGAAUGUGCUCAACAGAAAACUAUGGGAGAGCAAUUUGUCACUGUGCAAUAAUUUGAAUGGUAUUGCGAGUCAGGCAUUUUUAUCUGCUGCUAAGGACCUGAACAACUGUGGUCAGCAGCUGUCUAGAUCACAUGCAUCCAUUCAGGAUGUGUCCCAUCAUAUGCGACUGAUGACAAAUGAUUUAUUUAAUCUUCAAGACAAGAUUGACAUCAUUGCUACUUGCAAAAUUUUACCACAUAUUAACAUACCAAUAUAGCCCAACUUGUCUGUACCUAUGUAAUUUCUAUUGAAAUUUUAAAAAUGUAUUUGUAUUAAAUGUCUUGUGAAUAAAAAGAGCCUUCCUUUGAUGCUAUAAUUGCUACUGAAUAUUUUGUUUUG
This is a messenger RNA of Physella acuta, 794 nucleotides long. RefSeq names its product biogenesis of lysosome-related organelles complex 1 subunit 3. Gene Ontology annotation, cellular component: BLOC-1 complex. The record is from RefSeq and is a predicted model, not a curated record. NCBI's taxonomy places the organism in Eukaryota, Metazoa, Mollusca, Gastropoda, Physidae.